UCAAUCGGGGGAUCUUCCUGGGUCCGGUUCAGCUUGCCGGAUGCAGUUCCCUGCUCCUUUCCUGUCUUCUUUCCCAUCAGCUGGAGUUUAUUUAACACAUUCCGGGAAUCAGAGGGAAGCCAACAGCAAAUCUGCUCUCCCCAAAGACCAAUCCGAGGAAGUCUUGGAAGGACCAAAACAAGGAAGCGUCCAAGGGACCAAGGAAGGUUCAAGGAUAGAGACCGUAUCGGUGGGAUCUCCUCGCCAAAUGGAAUUGCCCUUUUCGGUUGGAUCCAAAAUGCAUAGCUGCGGCCCCAUCACGGAAGCGACUCCUCCGCGGGAGAAUUUCAAAGGAGCUAGUUCUCUGGAUGGUAAGACAGAUCAGAAUGGAUGCCAGCCAGAAGCAGAACGAGCGUCAAAAGGAGACACCACCUUUGCACUGUUGGCCAACUCGGAAGACGAACACGAGAAGGUUCCUUCUGAGAUUCUCGGUUCACAUUCCACGGCGUCUCCCAGGGUCGCCGUUGAGCCACCCGUGGAAAAAGACUCCCCCGAAUCUCCCUUUGAGGUCAUUGCUGACCAACUGGAAUUUGAUACGGAGUUCAAAGAGGUCCUGACCAGCAAUUCCAAGGAGAUCGGGAGCAACUGGGUGAUACACGGCGAAAGGGAGCUGUUGACUGACAUCCCAGAAGACAGCAUUUGCGAGUUCCAGGCAAAACCCCAUAGCAGCGGGCGGCCUCCCUCAGGACCGGGGCUCUCUCGCCAGUCUUCAGGCACCACGGCGGCUCUAGAGGAAGUCUCCAAAUGUGUCCGUGAACUGCACAGCUUCACCAACGAGCUGCUUAACUGGGACUUGAUUCCCAAGGACCUGGAAGACAAGGGGGAUGACUUUAUCAACGCAGGCUUUAAGGCCUCGUCCACCGAAACCAGCGGCGGUGUUCCAGAACCGGUGGCGAGGCCUAGCGAUAUGGAAACUGGCAAGGCUCACCAGCCUGUGACAAUCAGCCUCCACCCAAAAGGCAAGCCGUCUCCAAAAGUAGAGAAGAAUCAAGCCACGGUUGGCCAAGCCAUAGCUACAGUGAAAAGUGCUCCUCCGGAAGCCGUCCAGAUGACAGCCGAGCUCUCCUGGCCAAAUCCAUGCUUGCCUGAAGCCGCCGAUGCGGAUAGCUCUGGAGAAUCUGACGACACGGUCAUUGAAGAUGCUCCAGAUGACCUGACAUUCCCGAAUAAGCUGGUGGUUGAGAAUUGCCAGGGGUUCUCCAAACUCACAGGCUCUUCUGAAGCAGAAAUUGAAUAUAUAGACGAGGAGGAGGCAUCUGAUGAGCUUCAGGAAGACCAAAUGGCCUCCCAGUCCUUGGAAAGCCGUUGGCGAUUUGCUGAUGAGUUCAAAGCAAUCCAGCCGGCGGAGAGACUCUCUCCUGCAUCUCAGCCCUCCAGAGAACCUUCUAAAGCCAAGCAGGCAUUCGAUGCUGGGGAACUGGAGGUGCCGAGGAAGACUCCCAAGGCCGAAGAUCCUUCGAGGAAGAUCACUUUGGACAGCGUCAAAGAGGUGGUGUGCCCCGACGGGCUGGGCAGUGAGAGUUUUAUGGACUUCAUGAAGGAGUGCUUGAAAUCCAAAGGGGGUGAGUCUCCCGAAGACCCAGUGGAGAUGUUCUCGGAGGCCGAGCUGAAGGCGGCUCGUUCCCAAGGAGCGUGGCCCUACUUCCAGCAGCCGCCCCAAGCCAAGCCAGAUUUCGAACACGAGCACAUCACCAUCACAGCCCUCAAAGAGGUGGGGAGGAAAGGCGAGAUGGAGAGGCCUGCGCUCUUCUCUCCCCCCAGAGGGAGGCAUUCCAGACAGUACUGUGAGUUCCCGCCCGAUGCUCCAGCGAAGUCUGCCUUGGAGAAGAGACCUCUCUGCCUCGAGCAGGCCGUCGACGUGAUGCUGGUUCCCGCCAGUGUCAGUCUUGGGAAAACUUCUCACCCGCUUGCUCCCGAGCCGUCGUCCGUACUACACGCCAUUACCAAAUUACUGGCUCAAUUCUCAGUGCGAGAUCUGAUCUUCUGGAGGGACGUCAAGAAGACGGGCACCGUCUUCAGCACCACCCUAAUCCUGCUGCUCUCCCUGGCCGCCUUCAGCGUCAUCAGCGUCGUCUCGUACCUCAUCCUGGCCCUGCUCUCCGUCACCAUCUGCUUCCGGGUCUACAAGUCCGUCAUCCAAGCGGUGCAAAAAUCCGAAGAUGGCCACCCCUUCAACUCGCAGUCGUCAUGUGGCUGAUGACGUACGUCGGGGCCAUUUUUAAUGGGAUCACCCUCCUCAUCCUUGGGGAAUUGCUGGUUUUCAGCAUGCCGGUCGUUUAUGAGAAAUAUAAGACUCAGAUCGACCAUUAUGUCGGGAUCAUCCGGGAUCAAGCCAAAUCCGCCAUGACAAAGAUCCAAGCGAAGCUGCCCGGCACCGUGAAGAAAAAGCCCGAAUAAUCUUCUCCGGCACACGAAGACCCAGCCAUUAACAAAAUCCACACCACCACCACCAACAACAACAACAACAAAAAAUUUACUCCCUUUGUGUCAUGGCUAUAAUCACUGUUACUCGUAUCUUAUGAAGGAACUUGCCAAGUCAGCUUGAUGUCUGCGUUCCAAGCUUACUGAUUGUGUUUUA
This is a messenger RNA of Pseudonaja textilis, 2617 nucleotides long. The record is from RefSeq and is a predicted model, not a curated record. NCBI's taxonomy places the organism in Eukaryota, Metazoa, Chordata, Lepidosauria, Squamata, Elapidae.